AUGGGUGGGAUCGCGUGGGACGGUUCAGAUCGGGGGGACCGUGUAAAGGCCUCUCAGCGCCGCAGUAGCGGCCACAGUGUGGCUCUCUACAUCGGACGUGGGCAACAAACAGUAGUCAAGGGCUGCUGCGGUUUGGCUGCAGCAGCCUCAGCAGGAGUCAAGGCAGCAGCAGCAGCUGCAGCCACGGCGCUAGCAUCGACAGCGGCUGCAGCAGAGCGACGAGCAGUGGCAGCAGCAGCAGCAGCUACGAAGCCCCGCUCAUUGCAUGACCCCAAGCGCCGCUGCUGUCAGGUGCUGCUAAAGGCCACGGGCAGUCGCUGUGCUGCAGCUGGCGCUGAAGACGUCCGGGGUGCAGCAGCCAAGCGUAGCUGA
Messenger RNA from Eimeria necatrix, 372 nucleotides. RefSeq lists its product as hypothetical. The record is from RefSeq and is a predicted model, not a curated record. Lineage: Eukaryota; Apicomplexa; Conoidasida; Eucoccidiorida; Eimeriidae.